AACUAUAGCCUAAAAUUCAUUAACCUAUUGCUAAUGUUAAAUUUGUGUUUAAGCAAGAAUGUAACCUAAAUUUAUGUUAAGCCUAAAUCUAACAUAAACCCAUUUUAAUUAAAGUAUUAUUAUUAUUAUUAUUUUAAACUUUAGCUUUAGGGUGACAAGAGGAGUGACAAGAGGUGGCAACCGGUAGGUGUAGAAGGUCUUGGAGAGGUCGACUGAAUGGAGGGAUAGGAAGGGGAGUGGAGGAGAUGAGUAGGGGGAUACGAGGUGGUGUGGGUUACCAUGAUUUCAACCAAGAAGGCUCUGAGAAAGUGAGAGGCAAGAGGUAAGAUGAUAAAGUGCUUCAUGGGGCAGAGACAUGCACAUCAGUUGUCAAAAUAGUGGGGAGAAAAAAUGGGUAUUAGAGCAUGGGUGGUUGUUUUAUUAUACUUUUGUGAGCAAUCUCGAUGCCAGCUGCAAUUAAUGGGUUUCAUAGGAGUGGGCAACUGUAUCCUGGAAAACAUAUAUUAAAGCCAUGUCCGUGGGCAUAUGUUGAAGACCGAGUCUUAUGGAAACUCUUUCACCAAGUUUUUAACAAGAUGAGCAUCGUCUUUUGGAGGCUUGAUUAGGAUAAACAAAGGACCAUCUUGCUGGUAUAAUCAGCAUUAACAAAACUUCGUGCUUAGCUAUGCACUAUUGUUUUUUAUGGUCCUUUCCGGUCGACCUACUGAGUACCUAAUUUUUGGACAUGCAUUGUUUAGCAGUUCAUCAGAGGAGGAGACACUGCCCUAUAAUUUUUUCCAGCAAGAAAUUGAUUAAAGUUGUACAGGCUUCUGUUAUCCCAAUUUCACCUUCUUUGCUAGCUAAUGAUGUUCAAAGAAUCGAUAUGUGUAAAACUUAUGGCUUUAUGAAAAUUGGGGAAGCAGUUCCCAAUAAUGUAACUCUCAAAGACAUCAUUACAACCCUCCCAAAAAAGGUAUUUGAGAUUGAUGAUAUUAAAGCAUGGAGGUCUGUUUUGGUAUCAGUUGUUUCUUAUGUUUUGGGAAUUUUGAUGAUUGCAAAAGCUCCAUGGUACUUGCUCCUGCUUGCAUGGGCAUGGACUGGAACUGCUGUUACGGGGUUUUUUGUGAUAGGCCAUGAUUGUGCGCAUAGGUCCUUCUCAAGGAAUAAAUUGGUGGAAGACAUAGUUGGAACUCUGGCUUUUUUACCUCUCAUUUAUCCAUAUGAGUCUUGGCGCUUCAAACAUGACAAACAUCAUGCCAAAACAAACAUGUUAUUAGAGGAUACUGCCUGGCAUCCAAUUUUUAAAGAGGAAAUUGAUGCAUCCCCGUUGCUGAGGAAGUCACUAAUCUUCGGUUAUGGUCCACUUAGACCUUGGAUGUCAAUAGCUCAUUGGUUGAUGUGGCACUUCGAUUUGAAGAAGUUCAAACCAAAUGAAGUAGGUCGUGUCAAGAUAAGCUUGGCAUGUGUCUUUGCUUUCAUUGCAAUUGGGUGGCCGUUGAUUAUUUAUAAAACUGGCAUUGUAGGAUGGAUCAAGUUUUGGCUCAUGCCAUGGCUAGUUUAUCACUUCUGGAUGAGUACUUUCACUAUGGUCCAUCACACUGCUCCUCACAUACCAUUCAAAGCAUCGGAUGAGUGGAAUGCUGCCCAAGCCCAGCUCAAUGGAACCGUCCAUUGUAAUUACCCUCGUUGGAUAGAGGUGCUGUGCCAUGAUAUUAAUGUGCAUAUUCCCCAUCACAUUUCCCCAAGAAUUCCAUCCUACAACCUUCGUGAGGCACAUCUUUCACUCCAACAAAAUUGGGGCAAGUAUCUGAAUGAAGCCAACUGGAACUGGCGUUUGAUGAAAACGAUAAUGACCACUUGCCAUGUAUAUAACAAGGAAAAGUACUACAUUCCCUUCGAGGAGAUUGCGCCGGAUGAGUCGCAGCCACUUGCGUGCCUCAGGAAUUUCAUGCCGGAUCAUGCAUAGUCUGUUCCAUUCUUUGAUGCCAGCAUGGGAUAAGCACGGGUUAUUUACAAGACGAUUCAAGGAAUAUCAUACACAAUUGUUUUUUUAUUUCUUUUUUUUUUCCUUUUUUUUUUUUUGGGUAUAAUUUCACAAUUUGUAUUGUUUAGCCCAGACGCUUCUGACCUGAGAUUAA
Molecule: messenger RNA, 2117 nt
Organism: Phalaenopsis equestris
Lineage: Eukaryota; Viridiplantae; Streptophyta; Magnoliopsida; Asparagales; Orchidaceae
Product: omega-6 fatty acid desaturase, chloroplastic
Exons: 10
Coding region: 725-1945 (406 amino acids)
Biological process (GO): lipid metabolic process
Molecular function (GO): oxidoreductase activity
Source: RefSeq, a predicted model, not a curated record